Messenger RNA from Didymodactylos carnosus, 918 nucleotides. The record is from the annotation of a GenBank genome assembly. Lineage: Eukaryota; Metazoa; Rotifera; Eurotatoria; Philodinida; Philodinidae.
AUGGACUCAGUGUUUCUGCUAUUGGAGAGACAAAAAUAUCAACAAAUUACGACAAAUAUAACAACCCAUUCAAAUGAACAACAAAACCAAUUAUUGGAAUUCGAUUUUUCUCAAUUUUCUCGAAGUUUCCAUGAUCUACUGACGGUUAUCGAUGUUAUCAAUGCUUUGAUCGAUAAAACUAAAAAAAAAUCGAACAGUCAUUUCGAUACAUAUGCUGAUUUACAGCUGAUUAUGAAUAGUAGUCCGCUCAUGAGUCCUUCAUUCAUUGAGUUCAUCAAUAGUCUACCGACCGAAUCCAUACCAAAUCCAGCAUACUACAAAACCUAUCCAUCCUUAUGGCACAUUCCAGCCAUUUGUAUCCAAACUCGUGCAAAACUUCUCUAUCAUUUCAGUAUGUUUGUGGCAAAACUUGUAUCAAUUGUCGAUUUCAGUCUAUUCCCAGGACAGAGUAUUCUGAUAGAUAAAAUUCGAACAGCCAGAGCAUACAUGUUAUACGCAACGAAAUUUCAAUUGUUUAGCACAACCCUAGCCGUUACCACAGAAUCCGAUGAUAUGCCCACAGUCAAUUUUGAUACAGUUAGAGCAAGUGCUAUCGUCGAUCAUGGCUUACAUACUAUGUUCAGUCAAGCUUACGAGCAGUUGCAUAACGAUACCCAUUUAACGUUUCGAAAACAGAACGAUCGCCUAUGGAGCGCACAAUAUCUUGCAAUCCAUAGUACUGAUCAAGGUGGACCCUAUCGUGAUUCUAUAUCGCGUAUUUGUUCUGAUAUAUGUAGUACACAAUUACCAUUGUUCAUUCUGUGUCCAAAUGGACGGACAAACAGUGAUUUGACUCGUGAUCGUUGGAUUCCGAAUGUAUUUCCGCUCAAUAAACCGAUUCUAAAUCGAGUGAAAAAACAAUAUCGAUUGGACAAUUGA